AUGGUUCCGAAUGCAACAACGCUAUAUGCCGCGAAGACUACCAUGAGCACUCACAUCAACGGAACUAUGGGACUCAAUUCCUCGUUCCUGGUCCCGACGUACAUAAGCCAAGAGGAGUUCCUAGCACUACAAAUGACGAAUACAUCAGAUGCGAACACAACAUCCGUUUCCAACGACACAAUAAUCAAUCAAGUGAUUUUAAAAACAUGGUAUCCAAGUGGUUACUCGCCCGCGCACAUAAUCAUAGCGUCCGUGGUGGUGACAGUGUUAAUGAUAAUGGUGGUAGUGGGGAAUAUGUUAGUGAUAAUCGCGAUUGUGACAGAGAAAGCUUUGAAGAACAUACAGAAUUGGUUCAUAGCCUCCUUAGCAGUGUCGGACUUCUUUCUAGGACUAGUGAUAAUGCCUUUUUCAUUGGCGAACGAAUUAAUGGGGUAUUGGAUUUUCGGUUUUUGGUGGUGCGAGAUACAUUCCGCGAUGGAUGUGUUGUUGUGUACAGCGUCUAUUAUGAAUUUGUGCCUCAUUUCUCUGGACCGCUACUGGAGUAUAACGCAGGUGAGUUGUUAG
Parnassius mnemosyne (clouded apollo) is the source of this 564-nucleotide messenger RNA. Lineage: Eukaryota; Metazoa; Arthropoda; Insecta; Lepidoptera; Papilionidae. The record is from the annotation of a GenBank genome assembly.